Messenger RNA from Closterium sp. Yama58-4, 2004 nucleotides. The record is from the annotation of a GenBank genome assembly. Lineage: Eukaryota; Viridiplantae; Streptophyta; Zygnematophyceae; Desmidiales; Closteriaceae.
AUGUCUGCGUCUGCUACGGUCGCCGGAACCGGCACGGCGAAGGCUGCCUCUGCUUCAGUCCCCGGAACCGGCAAGUCGAAGGCUGCUUCUGCUACGGUCGCCGGAACCACCAAGUCGAAGGCUGCUUCUGGUACGGUCGCCGGAACCACCAAGUCGACACCAUGUAACCCGCCUGCGGCAACCACCGGGCCCGCCGGCCAGUCAGGUGCGGGGAAGCAUGGGGAGGCCCGUGCGGCCCCUCCAGCUCCAGCAGCCCCUACUGCCGCCAAGGUCGACGCGAAGGCUGCUUCGGCACAGGGGCCACCCGGGAGUAACGCGCUUAGGGUGUUGCUCCACCGCAUGGAGUCCCACCGCCCGGGCGCGCAGCAGCAUCCUGUGGUCGACGCCGGCCUCGCAGAAACAACACUUCGCUCCGUCACUCCGCACGUUGCCGGCAAACCGUCCGAUGCCCAAUCUGCCGCGCGGCCGGUCGCCGCCCCACCGCCUGCGGACCCCAAGUCCGCGUUUCUUCGCGCCCAUAUAGGCGCACGCAAAGCGGCAGCUCCACCAGUCACUCAGCCGGAACCCGGCACAAGCGCGACGCCGACGGCUGUAAAUGCGACCGCACCCUCCCCAGGAGCAGCUGUGGUCGAUCUGGCGGCGGAGAGGGGAGUCAGUGCAGCGCUAGCCACCGGCGGCCGCGCCGACAGGCAUGCCGCCCUCGAAUCCGUCCUGGCCCAGUUUGAGGCAGCAAAACGGCCCGAGCAUGCCCCGGCACUGGCCAUCGUGGACACGGCGCAUGCGGAGCCGUCGGCGACCAACACAGGGGGUUCGGCGGAGCCGACGGCCGCAACGGGUGUUGUCGCCGAGGAAAAUGGGGGACGGAAGGGUAAGGACGACAUCGGGAAAGGGAAGGCGGUGUCGGCGGGGAAGGAGAUGGCGGAAGACAAAGGGAAGAAGCCGGCACGGAAGACGGGCGGCAAGGGUAAGUCGGCAAAGAAGAAGGAGGAGGAGGAGAAGGAGGAGGAGGAGGAGGAGGAGAAUCGGUACAUCGGCAAGUCCCGCGACAAGAUGGAGCUGGCCUACGAGCACGCGAUUGCGUACUUCGUCUACGACGGCUACGUGAGCAAGGUGCUCAUGAAGGAGCUCACCGCCUUGAAGCCGGGAGAGUUGGAUGAAUGGAAGGCGGUGUGGGAGGAGGUCAAAAUCCUGCCGACCGGGAUGUGGACGGUGAUGUGGGCCAGAGGCUUGUGCCAUCCGAGACCAAGGUUCGACGACAUACUCGGCAGGUUCCGUGGGUACGCAGGUUCGGGUGAUGCGCUUCAUGGCGUGCUCUGGCCGGCGAUGUGGUUCCCCAUCAUCGAGGACACGGAGGAAGGCAGGGCGGAGACAAAUGCCAACAUGUCGGCGAUGGUGAAUCGCGUGUCGAUGUGCGCGGCGUAUGGAAAGGUCGCGGCGAGAGUCGCGUAUGGGAAGGUCGACGGGAGCGCGGAGGCGACCGCGGGAGAGACGACGGAUAUGGAAGGCGCGGACAGGAAGGCGGACGAGAAGGUGCAGAUGGGGGCCCAGGCGUUAGCGGCCUCUGCAUGCGCCCUCUGGUGCUACAUGUCGACGCCGGCGUCGGUGCUCGGUGCUGUGGGCGAAGGUAAGGCGGCCGCGAUUCUGGCAGGUGCGGGGAAGGAGAGGGGCGAGCACUUCGCGAUGGUCAUGCACGUGGUUAUCGAACACGCACGCACUCGGCAGGCUCCCGCGGGGGAGGUUGCACAUAACGUCGCGCCAGAGCUGCAGCGCUAUGGAGUGGCCAGGGCCUUCGAGGCGGGCAUUGAGGAAGACGAGGCCGACAUGAUCGCAAGAGCGACGGUCGAGACCUUGGCGUUCUGGGGAAUGUGCCCCCUCGACGGGCCCAAGCUCAAAGCGGAGGGCAUCGAUGUGCCGUGUGACGCGAAGAUGGAGUACGACUUGGAUCACAGGGGGAGGAAGGGGGAGAAGGUCAAGCAGGCCAAGGGCAGCAAGAGGAAGAGGUAG